Messenger RNA from Solea senegalensis (Senegalese sole), 3147 nucleotides. RefSeq names its product phospholipid scramblase 1-like. Gene Ontology annotation, biological process: plasma membrane phospholipid scrambling. Gene Ontology annotation, cellular component: plasma membrane. The record is from RefSeq and is a predicted model, not a curated record. The transcript has 8 exons. Gene Ontology annotation, molecular function: phospholipid scramblase activity. The coding region runs from base 372 to 1316 and encodes 314 amino acids. NCBI's taxonomy places the organism in Eukaryota, Metazoa, Chordata, Actinopteri, Pleuronectiformes, Soleidae.
GAAUAAACACAUCCCUGCUGGAGUUUAGAUUUGGGAUAAUAUUGUUAACUCACAGCAGAGUUAAUAAAACCCACAUGAGAGUGAAAAGGGGAGGAGAAUGUAGAGAAAAAACGAGUGGAGGGAGAAGAGACAACAACAACACACAGAGAGAGAGAGAGAGAGAGGGUAGCAGGAACGGGCAGGGGAGAAGACGACUGAGAAACGCCUUCUCUGCUCCUUCCAUUAGGAGGUGUUUUAGUUUCUUUUCGUUGGUCGUUACUUAUAAUUUUCUUGUUUGGACAUCGGCUGACAAAGAGUUUCCCACAGAGAUCCCGGGGAAAAGGCCACGAUAAUAAAAGUUCCCUGUGUCCAGAAACAGCCAUCUUCUCGCCAUGUCUGGUCCUGGUUACCCAAACUCUUAUCCCCACUCGGGAUACCCCAUGAGUCAUCCCAGCGGCCAGUCGGUCUCCCCUUAUCCAGUUGCUCCAGCGGGGUAUGUAGACCCAAGUCAAGCUCCUGCACCAGGCUUCAACAUGAACUACAAUCAAGGCCCAGCUCCAGUCAUGUAUCAGCCAGGACCAGUAUCUCCAGGUCCAGAAUAUGGCGUCGCUCCAGGGGGAAUCUCCGCGGUUGGGGUUCCUGCUGUGGUUCCUGUCGGCGUCCCACCAGGGCUCGAGUACCUCACACAGAUCGACCAGAUCCUGAUUCACCAAAAAGUGGAACUCUUAGAAGCAUUUAUUGGGUUUGAGACCAACAACCAGUAUGAGAUAAAGAACAGCCUGGGCCAAAAGAUCUACAAGGCCAAAGAGAAGAACGACUGCUGCACCAGGAACUGCUGCGGCUCGCUGCGCAGCUUCGACAUGAAGAUCAAGGACAACAUGGACAGAGAGGUCAUCCGCCUCAUUCGGCCUUUCCGCUGCGUCUCGUGCUGGUGUCCCUGCUGCCUGCAAGAGAUGGAGGUCCAGGCGCCUCCAGGCACCACCAUAGGCUUCGUCAAACAGGCCUGGCACCCGUUCCUGCCGCGCUUCACCAUCCAGGGAGCUAAUAAGCAGAACCUGCUGAAACUGGAAGGGCCCUGCUUUGCCUGCAACUGCUGCGGGGAUGUCAACUUUGAGCUGAAGGGGGUGGAUGACGACAAAUCCAUCGGUCGCAUCUCCAAGCAGUGGAGUGGUCUCUUGAAAGAAGUCUUCACCGACACGGACAACUUUGGCAUCCAGUUCCCACUGGACCUGGACGUGAAGCUGAAAGCCGUGCUCAUGGGAGCCUGCUUCCUCAUUGAUUUCAUGUUCUUCGAGAAAGUCGGAGAGGCCAACCAGCGCAGCACUGUGUUCAAUUAAGAAAGGAGGAGAAAAAAAACAACAGGAGGGAAAUCAAAAGCAUGGCAGCAAGGACUUUCUCCAGUUAUGCAUUUUGCUCUUUUCAUUUGCUAUGUUUGCCUAUUUCUUCUUCACGAGAUUACAGCCAACGCGGUGCUAACACUUUUUAUACACAAACACAGACCAAUAUGAGCUAAUGAGCCAUCGAUUCCAGAUGUCAGCAAACUCUCCAAACUCGGUGACACUGGCUGCCAUGUUCUUUACACUCCAUAAAGUUUGUGGGCAUUUUUGAAUUUUUUUUUAAAAUCAAUCUUUGCCAAAGAAAAUCAACCUGACCCUCAAUGUUUAUUUCAGUGCCUACACAAUACAAAACGAGCAGAUUUAGGUAAUGUCCAAAUGUCUAAGAUGCAAUGACUUUAUUUGGUCCGUCUUACACUGGCAUAUACAUUUCAUAUCUAUCCUGUAUGUUAUUCACAACUAUAGCACUUGUGUUUUAGCCAUGCCAGUGGCAGUGUGUUGGUCCACCGCUUUGGUUUAGACUGAACUAUUUGAAUAACUGUCAGGUGGAUUGUCAUUGUCAUUGAGUGUUGUACAUGUCCUCGUGAUCCCUAGAGGAUGAAUCCUUGAUGACUUUUGGCAUCCCAUCCCAGGAGUUGAACUUGUUUUUAUACCUGCAAACUAAUGACAUGCUUACCAUCUACAGUGGUAUCUUAUUAAUAUUGUAAAUGUUGGCGUGUAAACCAUAAAUAUUUUAUCUCCUAAGCAUGUUAGUUUUGUGACUGUGAGCUCAUGUUAAUCUUAAUAUUUCCCUUGAGUACUGUCUCAGUGCCACCAGUCCCUUCAUAGUAACCGCUACAGAUUUUGGAACGUAGACAUGCAGAGAAUGUGAGGACUAACCACAUUAAGCAGGCCGUUGUCGAGGUGAUGGCGGCGGCGUGGGAGAAAUUGGGUGGAUGCUUCAAUAUCUUGUUGUCAUAGUCACGAGUGUAAGCUUCAUUUGCUUGACAGUAUUUACCAAAGUGCUCUCUUUCUACCUCUCCACUGCCUUUCUCUCUCUCACUGUAUCCAAGCCCAGUGUACAUAAUCGAACACAUCUUAGGCACAGACUACAGUGCAAAUGCUCUCAUUCCUUCCUCUUGUGUUAUACUUGUUGCCAUGGCGCGCCCACAGUCCAACCUCGCCCUCUCAAUUUCCCUAGAUACCGCUGCAGAGAGAGUACAAUGAAGUGAUAUGGAAAAAUGGGAAGGAAACGGAAAGAACGAAAAGCAGAAUUUGCGAGUGAGUGAAUCUUUCUGCGUCCUGGGAAAACACCACACAUGAGGCGUCUAAAGAGUCAGUAUGCAGAUUUUUGAGCUGGGAGUGAAACUUGUAACUUCGACAUGUUUGGUGUGUUUUAUAUUGACAGGUUAAUGUUGAUUGUCGUUCUUUAAUUCACCUCUUGUUUUGAGUGGAACAAUCAUUCUCAUGAAUGACUACUGUGCCUCCUGUCGGGUUGUAAAUGCCACUAUUGCUGUCACCCACACUCUUGUUAUCUACAUUGUCAGUCACGACAUGUGUCUAUUUGCCUGUGCAUACUGGGUUGCACUGCCACCAGUCAGGAAAGAUGAUCUAAUUAAAGGAUGGACAUUACAUCAAAUGUGUAGAGGUGCAAUCCAAUGCAAGUUUGUCUUCACUGGGUCAUAUCAAUCUACAGACUGUGCUUUUCUGAAUCAGUUGACUCCGCAUUUGUUUGCGUCUUUCUUGUGUGUCCGUGAAAACUUUAUUGUACCAUUGUUUCAGCAUGUUUGAUAAAAUAAUCCUCUGCAGUUAAAUAAAAAGUAAAAAUAAAAAGUAAAUUGCUAUAAUCACAAAA